GUGGCUGGUGGGGUCGGACUGCAGACAAAAUUCAGCUCCACAGAGCACGCACAUCGCUAUACACCACCACCCGUGUCAUAGAGGCUAAGUCCUAAUAGCCGGGUUAGGCCAUGAAAUACAGCAUCGUUGCUUGGUUUGUCUGGCUCUAUACCGCUGCGGAUGCUUUGAUUUCCACCGCACCGAUCGGCAGCAGCGCGGGCGCCUCACGCCGAGGGAGAAUACAUCGGCAUUUAUCGGCAGUAACGCUGCUGACGUUGCCGAGGCGCAGCGCUGCCAGGCAAGAAAUGGGCACCCGGAGACUCUGCGCUGCCGACAGCAUCCACAAGAGCUACUCGAUGAUGUGCGGCGUUGCUGACUACGACCAGCAAGAGCUGGUGCUGAGAGAGUUUGCCCUGCCUCUGCAAGCUAGCCCAGGGUCAUACGAGAGACGGGUUAGGGCGGAGUGUUUGCGGGAGGGGGGUGAGGCGGCUACGGUCGUUCGGUGGCACAUUAGCCACGCGGACGAAGCGACAGGCCGUGCUCAUGUAGAGGCUGUAUUCCUCCUUGCCACAAGUGUAUCGGGAGCCGAGACCGCGAUCGACGAAGCGCCAUGACCCCGAUAAGCUUGAUGCCCAGCCUUGAAGCUUUCGGAGAAAUUGAUCACCGCUGGGGUGCGUACAGACCGCGUUGGUUCGACCUUUGCUGUGGCAACCUGACAGCGACGGGAGCGCUGCUGUACGGCGCUGGCGCUGGCGCUAGCGUUUAAACUUGGGGCUACAACAGCAGUAUUUGCAUUCUCCGGAAGUUUGGAACCUGGCAUUGUAGCGAGUUCGUCUUUGCUGCGAAAAAGAGGGGUGCCGCGCGCCACGGCGAACGGAUAGUACUACAGCAUGUGCCGUACUAGAACAGAUUAUCCCCCUGGAUUGGACCCCGAGGACCCAUUGCGGGC
Ectocarpus siliculosus is the source of this 928-nucleotide messenger RNA. Lineage: Eukaryota; Phaeophyceae; Ectocarpales; Ectocarpaceae. The record is from the annotation of a GenBank genome assembly.